This is a messenger RNA of Argiope bruennichi, 1548 nucleotides long. Its product is annotated as SEC14-like protein 2. Gene Ontology annotation, cellular component: cytoplasm. The transcript has 13 exons. Lineage: Eukaryota; Metazoa; Arthropoda; Arachnida; Araneae; Araneidae. Bases 233 to 1426 code for a protein of 397 amino acids. The record is from RefSeq and is a predicted model, not a curated record.
AACUGCGCUGCAUUGUAUGGCAUCUAUGUUACAAAUCUCUUCAAAUAGUAAAUAACUGUUCAAAUACUUGUCGUGUCUGGUUUUAGCAUUUCAGAACGGACACAGCAACACAAAGGAUUAAAGUUUGCAUAUUUUAGAUAUUUUAAAGGAAAAAAAAGGUUCUUUGCUAUCUGAUCCAUAAAUUAUUUGCAUUCAUAGUCGAUUGAUUAAACAAUUAUUUUCGUAGCGAAAAAUGAUAUCAGAAGAAGACUAUACGGUUGAGGAGAAAGAAGCGAUUGAAAAGCUAAGAGAGAAAAUACCAAAGGACCAAGAAAGAGAUUUAUACGAUGACACUUACAGGCUUUAUUUGUUUCUCAAAGAUCACAAUUUUAACAUUACUGAAGCUGAAAAUAUGCUUACAAAGAUGUUGAAAUGGAGACAGAAAGUGCAAAUAAAUAAAAUUCAGGAAUUUAAACCACCAGAGGUGGUCGAAAAAUAUUUUGAGAAGAACUUGAUUGGUUUCGCCAAGAAUGGUGCACCUGUACAUUAUUUACCUUUAGGAAAAUUUGAUAGCAAAGGUAUAAUUAUGUCCACAAAGCAUGCUGAAUUAGAAAAGAUAUAUGUAAGGAUGUUAGAAAAAGACAUAGUGUUACUUAGAAAAUUAAAGAAACCGCCAAAAGAAUCUUACCCCGGAGGUAUAUAUAUUUAUGACAUGGAUCAGCUAACAUUUGCAAAUGCGACGGAUAAAAAAGCUAUUGAAUACAUGAUAAAAUAUUUUAAAGUAUGUCAAGACUUCUAUCCGGGUAUGAUAGAUGUUAUGUAUGUUAUUAAUAUUUCCUCUUAUUUCAUGAUUCCUCUGUCGAUUGCAAAAAGUUGCUUGUCUGCCGAUUUCAUAAGUUUAGUGCAGUUUCAUGGGACAGAUGGUUGGAGAGAGGAACUGCUGAAAAUAAUUGAUGACGACCAACUUCCGGCCUUUUUAGGAGGAAAAAGAACAGAUCCAGAUGGAAAUCCACUUUGCAAAACUAUCGUUGUUCAAGGUGGCAAAAUAGAUGAAAAGCACUACAUUCACAAAAGUAAAAGUUCACUAGUAAAUGCCCCAGGAGUUGAAAAGAUUACUCUGGCUCGGGCGUCUUUCUCAGAAAUCGAACUGGAAGUCAACGAAGACGGUAGUCUCAUCGAAUGGGAAUUCGAAACGAAAACCAGAGACAUUGGAUUCGGACUUUUUUAUAAAGAGAUUGUAAGCGGAGAAGAGAAAAUCACAGAAUUAGUGCCCUUAUUAAGAAUUGAUACUGAAGAUUAUUCGGAAACAGGAGUGUACAGAUGUGAAAGAGCAGGAACAUAUGUAGUUUUAUUUGAUAACUCAUACAGUUGGCUCAGAUCAAAAGAAAUCUAUUAUAGAAUAAAGAUUGUGAAUUCCGAAAAAAUGGAGAAAGAGACACAGAAUUAACAUCAACAUCCAUUAGAAUUACCAAUGAAAGGAUGGUAAUAAAUUUUAUAGCUGUAUAUUUUUAACCAAAAAUUAUUUCUAAAUAUCAAUGUAAGAAUAAUAAAAAAUAUUUCAGUAAAACA